GUCUGGAAACCAGCGUUGACGCCACAGAUUCCAACCAAUAAGCAGCGAGUGCGUUGUGUAAAAAUACCGAUUUUCCUUCGUUCACGCUCUGAAGUUGAACUGUAACCCUUCAAGUUCCGCCUUCCUACUUCCGCUUCUGGUACGGGGUGGUGAAAAUGGCUGCUACCCGUUACCGUCGGUUUCUAAAGCUGUGCGAGGAAUGGCCGAGGGAUGAGUCGAAGAAAGGACGUGAUUUGGGGACAUUUUUAAGACAGAGGGUAGCCCUGGCUUUUCGAGAAGGUGAAAACACACAGAUUUCGGACCCAGAGAAGUGUGAUCAGAUGUAUGACAGCUUAGUCCGCAUCAACAACAACUACUACAAAGAGAAGGCAUGUCCGUUCCCUCGAGUAAAGGACACUAGCUUCACUGGUGUGACAGUUGAGGAAUGUAGACUAUUGUUAUCUACAGGAAGCAUGCAGCAGAUGGAUGAGGAGAAGAAGAAAGGUUUGUGGAAGACACUAAUGGAACGCUUUUCCUCCAAGCAACCAGAAGAAGGUGCUGAAAAGCACACUGAAAAGUAAUGCUGCUCACCAUAGAUCACUAUUCUGUAAAUAUCGUUCUAAUUUAGUAUAUUUUCAAAUUACACUUUUUUUUUCAUUGUCAUACCUAUGUUGUACUUAAGCCAAAAAUUGUCCAAUGUGUAAAUAUGGUUACAAUUUUUAGAAAUAUACCGGUUUGAUCGAG
This is a messenger RNA of Brienomyrus brachyistius, 723 nucleotides long. Its product is annotated as ubiquinol-cytochrome-c reductase complex assembly factor 2. Gene Ontology annotation, cellular component: mitochondrial matrix. NCBI's taxonomy places the organism in Eukaryota, Metazoa, Chordata, Actinopteri, Osteoglossiformes, Mormyridae. The coding region runs from base 156 to 560 and encodes 134 amino acids. The transcript has 4 exons. The record is from RefSeq and is a predicted model, not a curated record. Gene Ontology annotation, biological process: mitochondrial respiratory chain complex III assembly.